UCAUUUCAUUGUCACGUUUCUGCUGUAGAGUCAACAUUGAGCACUCGCUUCAAAAACAACGAUCGCGAAUGGCGGAAGAUCAUCGUUCAACGCAGUCUCUCAAGAUACUACUAGGUGUGAGCACCAUCCUCACUGCUCUUCUAGCGAGUGGUCUUGACGGCAUCAAGCUGCCGUGCCCAGUUGGACGGGAAUGUCCACAAGAGCUGCUCCCGCUGCCUCACUGCAACGCGUCUCAGUUGGCGGAUGGCAGAGUAGAAGCCUUGUGCAAGAUUCUCAUCAAGGCGCCACCGCUGCUGUUUUUCAUACCGUCGGACCCCGAGGUCAUGACGCUGGACGAACUUCUCAUCUCUGAUGUCCCACUGGCGCACAAUGAGGUCGCUGUGAUGUCCCUCACGCGGGUGCAUGUAAAAAAAUGGGACGAUUUUCCGCUCAGCUCGACAAACCGUUAUGACUGUUUCAUAAGCAAUUCGAGCAGCUUAUUGGAGCACGUCGCCUUGUAUUCCUUCAUGGUCUUCGUCAGACAGCUCGAGCUUAGUGUGACGUUCCCAAAGCCCGUGAAAAUUGCAAUCGCGAAUUGCUCAAAAGCACAGGAAAGUUCGAAAGUCCACUGCGAUGUCUACGGCUUUAAGAGGCGCUUCAUAAAUAACGACAGCUUACCCGCUCCCAUGAAGAAGUUCCCCAGUAUCGCCCUGACACUAGUGCUAAUCUAUCAGUGGAACGUGGAACACGCCGUCACCUCGAAAAUAAAUGUAACGUUCUCCGGGCGCGUCAAGAGCAUUCCGUCUGUGGCCUUACAAAUUAUUGCCCCGUUCCGUUUUACACGCCUUGUUUUAUACAGGUGCAACUUCAAGGAAAUAAGGGGCGAAGACAUACCGCUAAUGCGCUAUUUAAAACAACUAGAUUUCGUUUAUGCUCCGAUCACUCGCGUGCAUGCCAACGCAUUUGACCUUAUACCGGACAUAGAGAACAUUUCUCUCAUAGGAACCAAUCUAGCUUUUAUCCCCGAGGGCGUGUUCAAAUUGAAUAAACUUCGUCGGUUAAAUAUGGCGGCGACAGUGACGUCUCCGAACGGGACCUUUCGUAUUUGUCCGGGGAUAUGCAAGCAAACAAGCUCUCUUCUGGAGCUGAUCUUAGCAGGGACGACUGUAGAGGACUUACGUGAUGGCGUGUUUUGCGUAUUUCGUAACUUGCAGUUUCUCGAUCUUAGCAGAUGUUCGAUCAAAGUGCUGUAUGGUUCCCCGUUUACAUGUCUGUGGAAUCUUCGUGAACUGGACAUGCAGUCGAACCAAAUCGUGUCGAUUAGUGCGAAGGCCUAUGCAGGCUUAAAGCGGUUAGAAAUUCUUAACUUGAGAAAUAACAAGAUCAGCACUCUUUCCGGCGUUGCAAUAUUCGGAAACCUCGGAUCGAUCGAAUUAUUAGACGUCUCCUUCAACCAGAUUAAGAGCCUGGAACACUUCAGAGCUGACAGAACAUCUGUAAGGUUCCUAGACUUAUCCCACAACUUCAUUUCCAACUGGAGAGUGCCACUGUUUUCUCUGAUGCACGGCUUACGCACACUUGUGCUCUCAUCGAACUUAAUGUACACAAUAGACAGCCGCACGCUCCAGGAUAUUCAGCACGUAGAAACGAUUAACCUUUCAGACAAUCCCUGGGAUUGUGGCAGCUGUUUGCUGAAUAAUCUACAUGUUCUCUUAAACAGCAGUGCGAAACGUAGUGCUAACGAAGUAGUGUGCAGAGAACCAGAGAGGUACGCUAAUUUAACUGCAAUCAAUGUAAAAUGGAAUUCGGACAUAUGCGGCCCUGUAGACUUCUACGCGGCAGUGUGGGUGCCGCUGCUUUUCACCACCCUCGCUAUCACUGUUAUCAGCUACGGAUUGUACACGAAGCGCUGGUACAUGAUGUAUGCACUUUUGUACUUACGGGUUAAGAUAAAGAACUACAAACGGCAGUCCCACUCUGGCCGUUUUAUGUGGGACGCCUUCUUGUGUUACCAUAUUUCUGAUGCCAGUUGGACCAGGAACGUUCUCUUAGCAAAACUGGAAUCCCCGCCCAUGCGGUAUCGCGUUUGCGUCGCGGAACGAGAUUUCAUUCCGGGAAUUCCAAUAACCGAGAACAUCUGCCGCUGCAUCUCUCAAAGUCGGGUGUCUCUAUUCGUCAUUAAUGCAGAAUUCUGCCGAAGUCGCUGGUGCAUGUUCGAGAUGAUGCUUGCGCAGCAUCGCCUGUUCGAGUCUGAGAGGGAUGAGCACAUCGUGUUCAUCAAGAAAGGCCCGAUCGAUGAGUCCGAAAUAACUCCGAUGCUGUCGUAUCUCAUAACGUCGAGAACGUACAUUGAUGUGCCCCAAAGUGGGAGCGAUGAACGCCUGCAAGACAUUUUUUGGCUGCAACUCCAAGUGGCGCUGCAGCAAUAA
Messenger RNA from Dermacentor silvarum, 2408 nucleotides. Its product is annotated as toll-like receptor 4. Bases 69 to 2408 code for a protein of 779 amino acids. The record is from RefSeq and is a predicted model, not a curated record. Gene Ontology annotation, molecular function: transmembrane signaling receptor activity; protein binding. The transcript has 2 exons. Gene Ontology annotation, cellular component: membrane. Gene Ontology annotation, biological process: toll-like receptor signaling pathway; immune response; inflammatory response. Lineage: Eukaryota; Metazoa; Arthropoda; Arachnida; Ixodida; Ixodidae.